GAAAAGGAUGGAGAGAAGAGUCGAGACAAAGACGAGAGGAGAGAGGCGAAGGCCAGAGAGAGAUGUAUGCUGAACGGACAUCACUUCAGCAUGGUCUCCUCCCAGACACAAUCCUCCUCCUGCCACCAAUGCAGCAAAACCAUCAACACUAAGGAUGCCUUUCUCUGCACCAAUUGCAAUUCACAUGUUCAUAAGAGUUGUAGAGAAAGCCUGCCUGUCUGUGCCAAGGUGAAGAUGAAGUCGCCCAGACAGCAGUUUGCAGUUCCAGAUUCAGCCACCAUUCCUGUUGUCACCCGGAGACCAAAACGAGGGUUAAACCCAGGUGCAUUGAGGGAGCGACCCUGGUCAGCCAUCUUGUCUCCAGAAGACCACUCCUCAUUGGUUGUUCCCUCCCGAAGACAUACCUCCAUCAUACCCUUCCCCGGCUCCAACCUGUCAAAGAGCAUCUCCAUAUCCAACAUCGCUGGUCACCAGGUGUUUGAUGACAUGCCUAUCAAGGGUCUGCGGUACCUGUCCCAUUCUACUGACUCUCUGUGCAAGACCAACCUGGUCAAUGAAUCUACAGAGUCACUCACAGACGAAGGCACAGAGAUGAUUGACAGUCAGCUGAUGGGGGAGUUUGAGGAAGACCUGAAAGAGCUGGAGGCAGACUCCUGGAGCAACGUUAUGAACAGCAACUUCCUCAAACAUCUGAAGAAGGAUGUCAUCAAGAGACAGGAAGUCAUCUACGAGUUGAUGCAGACAGAGAUGCACCACGUGAGGACCCUGCUGAUCAUGAUGGAGGUGUACAGUAAGGGUCUGGUGAAGGAGCUGCAGCUGGAACCUCAGACAGUAGACAGGCUGUUCCCUGCCCUGGGGGAGCUCCUGGACCUCCACACCUCCUUCCUGACACGUCUCCUGGAGAGGAAGAGAGAGAGCCAGCAGGAGGGGGAGGACGGAGGAUUCAUCAUCAACAAGAUAGGAGACAUCCUGGAGACACAGUUCUCAGGGACCAAAGCAGCGAUUAUGAAGAGAGUUUACGGGAAGUUCUGCAGCCGCCACAACGAGGCCGUAAACAUCUACAAGGAGCUGCACUCCAAAGACAAACGCUUCCAGGCCUUCAUCAGGAAGAAGAUGAGUAGCAGUAUCGUCCGGAGGCUAGGUAUCCCAGAGUGCAUUCUGUUAGUCACCCAGAGGAUCACCAAGUACCCCGUCCUGAUGCAGAGAAUACUACAUCACACCAAAGAGAAUGAGGAAGACCAUGAGGACCUGAGUGAUGCUCUAUACCAGGUCAAGGAGGUCAUCACUGCAGUGGACAGCAAGGUGAACGAGCAUGAGAAGAAGAGGAGGCUGAAGGACAUCUACAGCCGGACAGACAGCAAGUCCAUUAUGAGGAUGAAGAGCGGUCAGAUGUUUGCUAGAGAGGACCUGCUCAGAGGGAGAAGAUUGCUGUAUGAUGGACCUCUGCAGCUGAAGAACUCACAGGGGAAACUCAAGGAUGUAACGGCCAUGCUUCUCUCUGAUAUCGUCGUCUUCCUACAGGAGAAAGACCAAAAAUUUGUCUUUGCCUCUCUGGACCAGCGCUCCACGGUCCUCUCCCUCCAGAAGCUGAUCGUUAGAGAGGUGGCUAACGAGGAGAAGGGUCUCUUCCUGAUAACAGCAGGGAUGGAGAAACCAGAGAUGGUGGAGGUACACACUGCAACCAAGGAGGAACGCAACACCUGGAUGCAAAUCAUACAGGAGGCCAUGCAGUCCAUAGAGAAAUAUGAGGAUGAGGAGAACCCCAGUGAAACAGAGGAGGACAAGAGACUGCUGGAGACCAAAGCUAAGGAGAUGAGAGAGAUGCUGAGGAAGAAGGAUGAGCAGAUCAUGUGUAUGCUGGAGGAGAAGAUGGCCGUGUUUAGGGAGAUGUGUGAGGUCCGGAGCCCUGGAACCCCCAGGAACAGGCCCAGGAGAGGAGGACCAGCCCCAGCCAGGGAGCACUAAGGAGGAGAACCCAUCAUAAAGGGAGCACUACAGGAAGUGGAGACGUUGCAGGCGCUAGUGAACGGUACUCUGGGAGGAGCGAUGGGGGGCAGAGUGGUGGGCCCGGGCCCUGUAUGUCUCCUUCGCAGGGCCGAGACCUUCGGAGGCUUUGACUCUCAGCAGAUACACAUCUCUAAGAAUGGGGACAAAGAAGAGGGAGAGGACAGAGCAGACCUUCGCAGGACAGAGUCAGACGGUGUACUGAAGAAGGGGGAGAAUGCGACCAUGAUGCUGUUACUGAAGAGGAACACUGAGCAGGUCCUCCACAGUGUGAGCCACAUCCAUGACCUGCUCAGCACCCUGCAGGCAGUGGUAGUCCAGCAGGACAGCUUCAUUGAGGAUCAGCGCCAGGCUCUCACCAACCGCCCUGAACGCCUCACCUCCUUCUUCUCCUCCCGUCCCUCCUCCCGCCACAACCUGAUCGAGCAGGAGAAACAGCGCAGCCUGGAGAAACACAGGCAGGAGGCGGCCUCGCUGCAGCGCCAGCAGGCCACACACGACCAGGAGAAGAGGAGGAGGGAGAGGGAGUGGGAGGUGCGGGAGCAGCAGCUGACAGACAGGGAGGUGCAGCUCCUGGUACAGGAAGAGGAGACGGGGAGGAGGAGCAGGGAGCUAGUUACGGAGAGGGUGGAGCUACAAAGGAAGAAGAAGGACUAUCUGAUAGAUCUAGAGCGACUGAGAGACGCUCGGAAACUAGAUCGAGACAGAGAAAACAUACAGCGAGAAAUGGAGAGGGUAGAACACAUGAGAAUGGCUAAGAUACCCAGCACCUAGAGCCUCCUCUAGAUGGAGAGAUCUACUUCUGUUGAGGAGACCCCUCUUCAUCUCCUCCGAUGUCAAUGCAACGUCCCUCUCACCAGCUGAAUGGAAGGCCAAGUUGCCAAAGUGCCCCCAUCGUCAAACCCUCUAAGUCCUCACAAACACUCCCAACUGACACACAAUAGGAAGUGGAAGGUCUCUCAUCAUGUGAGUCAUAAGCUCCAGCUGCAAUGUUCUGUCUCAGUGCUCACUACAGAUUGGCUCCUGACUGUCACCUGCUAAAAAAUAUAACAAUAAGGACACUGUUUCUAUGUUAGAUACUGUAGGUUAAAGAUUGUCUAUAACAAUAAAGACACUGUGUCUAUGUUAGAUACUGUAGGUUAAAGAUAGUCUAUAACAAUAAGAAACUGCUUCUAUGUUAGAUACUGUAGGUUAAAGAUUGUCUAUAACAAUAAGGACACUGUUUCUAUGUUAGAUACUGUAGGUUAAAGAUUGUCUAUAACAAUAAGGACACUGCUUCUAUGUUAGAUACUGUAGGUUAAAGAUUGUCUAUAACAAUAAGGACACUGUUUCUAUGUUAGAUACUGUAGGUUAAAGAUUGUCUAUAACAAUAAGGACACUGUUUCUAUGUUAGAUACUGUAGGUUAAAUAUUGUCUAUAACAAUAAGGACACUGUUUCUAUGUUAGAUACUGUGCUCCUGAUGUGCUUGACAUGUUGCAAUAAUCUCAAUACAUUUUACAUGUGAUGCUAUUGAUCACAUGAAUCAUCUUUUCUGGUGCAUGUCCAAGAUCGAUAAUCAAUAUGUUGUUUAUACAGAUCAGUCUACACAAUAUUGAUACUAUAUAGUCCCAUAAGAACUGGAGAAAACUCAGACUGAUGUCAGUUGAUCGUUGUUGUGGUUCAAUGUUUAAGAGCCACUUGUUACUAAUACCUGAAGAACCAGAGAACACAUAUGGAAUCAUGUUGUAACCAAAAAUACGUUAAACAAAUCAAAAUAUAUUUUAUAUUUCAGAU
Messenger RNA from Oncorhynchus tshawytscha (Chinook salmon), 3778 nucleotides. RefSeq names its product A-kinase anchor protein 13. Gene Ontology annotation, cellular component: membrane; actin cytoskeleton. The record is from RefSeq and is a predicted model, not a curated record. Gene Ontology annotation, biological process: adrenergic receptor signaling pathway; regulation of Rho protein signal transduction; positive regulation of canonical NF-kappaB signal transduction. Gene Ontology annotation, molecular function: guanyl-nucleotide exchange factor activity; MAP kinase scaffold activity. Lineage: Eukaryota; Metazoa; Chordata; Actinopteri; Salmoniformes; Salmonidae.